Symbiodinium sp. CCMP2456 is the source of this 624-nucleotide messenger RNA. The record is from the annotation of a GenBank genome assembly. Lineage: Eukaryota; Dinophyceae; Suessiales; Symbiodiniaceae.
AUGUCGGGUCGCGCUUCAAUCCGCCAGCUGACCACAGCAGCAGUAUGUUUGGCUGUGUGCCUUCGGUCGUUCCCAUCCUUGAAUUUCACUGCGUCUGGCGGCAAGCAAACUCCACUCAGCAUUGUGAGAGAGAGAACUGGACGAAGCAUUUCGGUAAGCGUUGACCGAACGGUCUUCCAGGACAACUUGACUGCCAACGAAAAGCAACUGACGACUUUCCUAGCUCAGGCAGGGCGAAACGGAGACUGGGCGCAGGUUUCACGACUUUGGGGCAAGUAUUCAGGAACUGCCGUAGCGGUUCACCAUUCAGCGAUGCAAGCUGCUUUCCAUUGCGCAAGGUAUGAAGAUGCCGCCUGCAUCUAUAACAAGUUGCGAAAUUUGCCGGGGUUUACACCGAACCCAAUCACUUCUCAUCGAGGCAUGAAAAUAUUUGGUAAACUGGGUCGUCGAGCGGAAGUAGCAGCACUUUGGUCAGAAGCUGUUGAGAACAACCUGACGACUCACUUGGUGGUUGGUGCGCGCAUCAAUGCUGCGGCCAGCAUGGGAGACAUAUUGGGCGCAGCCGAGGGUCUUGACUUCAUGAUUGUCCACGACCUAGAGCCGAAUAUUUCACAUCUGCCAUAA